AUGAAAUUAAAUAGAAUAUUUUCAAUAAUUUGUAUAACACUUAUACAAAUAGGCGUAGGUUGGGGUGCCAAUAUGGUCUGCUAUUUGGAUACAAGUCGUGUAACAGAUGUACAACAAACCAUUAUGGAAAUUGAUCCGGCUAUGCAAUUCUGCAAUUAUCUCAUAUACGGCUAUGCUGGCAUCAAUUCGGAAACGUUCACAUUGAAAAAUCUCGAUCGCAGUCUCAACUUUGACCUGUAUCACGCUGUGACGGCUCUCAAACGUAAACAUCCACAUUUGCGUGUAUUGUUAUCGGUUGGUGGCGAUCGUGAUGUACACUCUGAUUUAGAUGAACCAAAUAAAUAUUUAAUGCUAUUGGAAAAUAUCGCUCACCGCAAUGCCUUCAUCAAUAGCGCUCAGAGUUUUGUUAGUACCUAUGGUUUUGAUGGUCUCGAUUUGGCAUGGCAAUUCCCCAAAAAUUAUCCCAAAGAAUAUCAAUCGGGUAUUCGUAAGGCAUGGAAUAAAGUUAAAGGCUGGUUCAAGAGCAAAAAGGUGGUCGAUGCAAAUGCAGCUGAGCAUAAAGAGCAAUUUGUUACAUUCUUAAGAGAGCUGCAGCAGAGCUUGACGUCGAGGGGAGCAAUGCUGACACUGACAAUGUUGCCACAUGUUAGUGCUGAAUUAUUCAUAGACAUACCACAGGUGAUGCCCUAUUUGAAUUUUGUAACCCUCUCCACCUUUGAUUUCCUCACACCGGAUAGAGAUCCCAAAAUUGCAGACUAUACAGCUUCCAUUUACCCGCUGUAUGAACGUGAUCCCGCCCAAAGUGUCGAUUAUCAAAUACAAUAUUGGUUGAAUAACACUUCGUUGUUGGAUAAAUUGAUCAUGGGUGUUCCAGCCUAUGGUAGAGCUUGGGUUAUGGAUAAAGACUCCGGUAUUACAGGAUUUCCACCAAUUCAUGCUGCUGGACCAGCACCGGCUGGUAAUUUGACUGCUACUCCAGGUUUUCUUAGUUGGCCUGAAAUUUGUGUAAAAUUACAUAAAAAUCGUGAUUUGAAAGGUGAUGCUGCUCCCGUUUUUAAAGUGGGAGAUCCUACUAAGCGUUUUGGCUCCUAUGCCUAUAGAGAUGCUGAUGAUAAUGGGAAAUAUGGACUGUGGAUUAUUGAGGAGCCGGCAACGGCAUCAAAUAAGGCCAGUUAUGCUAGAGUACGGGAUUUGGGUGGUGUUGCCCUGUUCGACUUGACCACUGACGAUAAAUUGGGUACAUGUGGUGAGGGCAAGUAUCCCAUCUUGAGAAGCAUUAAAUAUAAGUUGUAA
This is a messenger RNA of Musca vetustissima, 1293 nucleotides long. Its product is annotated as chitinase-like protein Idgf5. NCBI's taxonomy places the organism in Eukaryota, Metazoa, Arthropoda, Insecta, Diptera, Muscidae. Gene Ontology annotation, cellular component: extracellular region. Gene Ontology annotation, biological process: chitin catabolic process; carbohydrate metabolic process. Gene Ontology annotation, molecular function: chitin binding. The record is from RefSeq and is a predicted model, not a curated record.